AUGGUUCGUGAAUUUAGAGACCAUACAGACCGUAUAACGGAUGUGUGCUUUAGCGAGGAUGGCAAGUGGCUCAUCUCAUCUAGCAUGGAUGGGACUCUUAGAAUUUGGGAUGUCAUUCUCGCAAAACAGAUUGAUGGAAUGCAUGUUGGUGUGCCAAUAACAGCAUUGUCUCUGUCACCAAAUAUGGACAUUUUGGCAACAAUCCAUUCUGAUAAGAACGGGAUCUACUUGUGGGUUAACCAAUCCAUGUUCUCUGGGGCUCCAAAUGUCAAUUCCUAUGCUAGUGGGCAAAAUGUCGUGAAUGUUAGGUUGCCUUCAGUCUCUGCAUUGACAUCUUCUGAAGCUGAUGAUGAUAUCGAAAUGGAGACACAAGUUUCAGAAGGCGAAAAGGCUAUCAGUUUCUCGAUUUCCCCUAAGCAGAUCCCGGAACUUGUUUGUUGCCAAAAAGCCAAUGGCAAAGCCCGCAAUAAACCAAUAGAGCCUCCGAAGAAACCUGAAAAGGCUCCAUUUUUCUUGCCCUCGGUUCCCUCGCUUUCCGGAGAUAUACCAUUCAAGCCAAAUGAAUCAGAAGCUGAUGAGGAGGGUCGGGAGAAGAAGAAAGACUCCAAGAACAUCAUGAAGAACUUUGGUUCACUGGAAUCUCCAUUCUCAAAACUCCUCAAGUCCUCAUGGGAUUCAAAAAACUUUUCAGAUUUCACCGACUACAUAAAGGGUUUAACCCCAUCAGCUCUCGACAUGGAGCUACGGAUGCUUGAGAUUAUAGAUGAAGAUACUGAAGAAGAGCUUAUCAAAAGACCUGAGUUUAUAUCAAUUGGACAACUUCUAGACUACUUUAUCAAGGAGAUCACUUGCAGAAACAACCUCGAGUUUAUGCAGGCAGUUGUGAGAUUAUUUCUCAAGGCGAUUGCAUGUUCUCUCCGCCCACCGUCGCCGUCGAAGAAGAAAGACAGACCCACUAUCGUCGCCGCCGCCUUUUCCCCUUCCUCCUCCGAAGUAUACUUCUCGGCGUCUCUCUCUCGCUGGUCUCUCUCUCUCUCGUCAUCUCUCCGUGAACCUCCGCCGCUUUUCUCGCUUGAGCGAAGCCACUCGCCGUCAACCGUCGCCGUUUCUUACCGCCUGAGCGAAUGGCAGCUCUCUCUCUGCUCCAAUGGAUCUACGCGCUUCUGCUCGCCUGAGCAAAGCUACUCACCGUUAACCUUUUCCGCCUCUCACUCGCCAUUCACCACCGUCUCCUCUCUCUUAUCUUUCACCAUUCUCACUUGA
Messenger RNA from Microthlaspi erraticum, 1263 nucleotides. NCBI's taxonomy places the organism in Eukaryota, Viridiplantae, Streptophyta, Magnoliopsida, Brassicales, Brassicaceae. The record is from the annotation of a GenBank genome assembly.